AUGAACAAACCAUUGUUCAUGCAUAUCGUUGAUCGACUCUCCAAUGAAGUUGAAUUCUUUCGACAAAAGAGAGAUGCUCUCGGAAGGCUUAGUCUCUCUCCACUACAAAAGUGUACAGCAGCCAUUCGUCUCUUGGCAUAUGGUAGUGCUGCUGAUACUGUCGACGAAUACCUCCGCCUCGCUGAAAGUACAAGUCGGUCAUGUUUGGAGAAUUUUGUUGAAGGAAUAAUUCAAUUGUUCGGCGAUGAGUAUCUAAGAAGACCAACAGAAGCUGAUCUUCAACGCCUACUUUAUAUUGGAGAGCAUCGUGGAUUUCCCGGGAUGAUAGGAAGCAUCGACUGUACCUUUAAUGAUAUCAAUGUUCUUGAUCGUUCACCUGUUUUUGAUGACUUAAUACACGGUCAAGUUCCGCAAGUCACUUACUCCGUUAAUGGAAGAGAGUAUCAUUUAACUUACUAUCUCACCGAUGGUAUUUACCCGAAAUGGGCAACUUUUAUCCAAUCUAUUCCACUACCACAAAGCCCGCAAGCAGUUUUAUUUGCUCAACGUCAAGAAGCUGUCCGAAAAGAUGUCGAGCAUGCUUUUGGAGUCCUGCAAGCUCGCUUUGCCAUUGUUAAAAAUCCAGCACUUUUUGGGAUAAAGUUAAGGUUGGGAAGAUUAUGA
Molecule: messenger RNA, 663 nt
Organism: Raphanus sativus (radish)
Lineage: Eukaryota; Viridiplantae; Streptophyta; Magnoliopsida; Brassicales; Brassicaceae
Exons: 2
Coding region: 1-663 (220 amino acids)
Source: RefSeq, a predicted model, not a curated record